This is a messenger RNA of Cylas formicarius (sweet potato weevil), 1251 nucleotides long. Its product is annotated as post-GPI attachment to proteins factor 2-like. Lineage: Eukaryota; Metazoa; Arthropoda; Insecta; Coleoptera; Brentidae. Gene Ontology annotation, cellular component: Golgi membrane; endoplasmic reticulum membrane. The record is from RefSeq and is a predicted model, not a curated record. Gene Ontology annotation, biological process: GPI anchor biosynthetic process. Bases 397 to 1206 code for a protein of 269 amino acids. The transcript is spliced from 5 exons.
AUUUUUUCAUAAAGUUUAGUCGUUUAAUUGAAACGUCCGUACAUAAAAAAGUAUCGUUUAUUUGGUCAAAAUUAAAAAAAAAUAAAAUCGAAACAUCAAGCACAUUGUGCUUGAAAGAACGGCACCGUGUGUAACACCAAAAAAUUGACGGUUGUCGGAAUGGACGGCUGAUCCUAGCAGUUUGUACUAGAUUUAUUGGACUUUCAUAAAGAAGUAGAAGUACAAUAUUUUGAUCAAAAUUUGAACAAAUGUCAUGUUAGAAAAUGAUGUCAAUUUAAAUUAAUUUCAUGUAUUUUAUUUACUUCUCAUUUUUAAAUGGAGGGAACCAGCACGAUGGGUUAUGUACGCUUUUAUUCGCAACACUGUUAAACUGGGUUACUUGCUUAGUCUUUUAGAAUGACAAAAUCAGACAAUGACAAUAAUUGUAGAACUGUCUCUAUGGAGGGAGAUGGGGACUUAAUUGAAAAAGCCCAAAACACGAAAAAGGAACUAAUUGUACACUACAAAUUGAAUUUUAAAUGUGUUUGUCUCGUUACGGUCUCCAUCCCGUCAAUAGCUUUGAUAGUGUGUGUCAUAUCAGCAGUGGUAUUCCAGUAUGAUGAUGUACACGAGUCUCAUUGCCAAGUGUUUAAUAUAAUUCCUUCCAUAAGUGCUGUAACGGGAAUAAGUCCUCAGCGUUAUAUAUGGAGAAUUAGUAUUGCUCUUCAUGUAGGUCCCAGAGUCAUAAUUUGUGCAGUGUACAAUGCAUAUCAGCUUAAUUCCAUAAAAGCCAUUGCUCCACUCGAGAAUAAGAUGAGAGCACAAAUGUGGUUGAAUUUGGCAUACAUUCUUAAUCUCAUUGAAACUGGAGCUUUGUGUGGAGUUACAUACAUUUCUAAUGUAGAAAAUUAUCCGAUGCACGAGAAGCUCUUCAUAAUGUUUAUGAUAAGCAGUCUGGGACACAUGAUAGCUUGCAUUCAGGGUACUAAAUUUGCAGCAGAGACCAGAAGAGAUCUCCAUUUAGUUAAAGAAGGACUCAAAUAUAAACAGAAUUUGUUGAUAAUGUCUCUAUUCAGCACUGUUACAUUAAUUGGUUUCUUCUACUUGCACCGUUGGUACUGCAUGAGAUUGGGUGCUGUAUUUUGGCCAUAUGUCCAGUUUAUGAAAGAGGAAAAGAAGAAGGUCCCCUUAUCAAUAUUAGUGGUCCGUUCCAAGUUAAACAUUUGAAAAUAUUUUGCUAAUACUAAUAAUUAUUGCGAAUGUUAUGUACGA